UGCGAUUGUGCUUCUUCCCCUUGCGUCCAGCCAUCCAUCGUCCCAAAUGGUUUCGUUCAGGUUUCACCAGUACCAGGUGGUGGGAAGGGCCCUUCCUACAGAGACAGAUGAGCACCCCAAGAUCUAUCGCAUGAAGCUUUGGGCCACCAAUGAGGUCCGUGCCAAAUCCAAGUUCUGGUAUUUCCUGAGAAAGCUGAAGAAGGUGAAGAAAAGCAAUGGGCAAGUGCUAGCCAUUAAUGAGAUUUAUGAGAAAAAUCCUACCAAGAUUGAUAACUAUGGAAUCUGGCUGCGAUAUCAAAGUAGAACUGGUUAUCACAACAUGUACAAGGAAUACCGAGACACCACCCUCAAUGGUGCGGUUGAGCAAAUGUACACUGAAAUGGCAUCACGUCACAGGGUGAGGUUUCCAUGCAUCCAGAUCAUCAAGACAGCCACCAUUCCUGCAAAGAUGUGCAAACGAGAGAGCACCAAGCAGUUUCAUAAUUCUAAAAUCAAGUUCCCAUUGGUGUUCAAGAAGGUCAGGCCGCCAAGUAGGAAGCUGAAGACAACUUACAAGGCAUCAAGGCCCAACUUGUUCAUGUGAUUUGGACAAGUCACAUUCCCUUUGCUUAUCGCUGAGAAGUUGUUUGAUUUAUUAGUGAACUUGCAAGAGCUAGAAAAGCUAAUCGUAUAGCACCAAACAUCACCACAUGCAACUGCAAGCUCUCAAGUUUUGAGCAUUUCGUUUAGGAGAGUUGUUUUGAUAUUUUGCCGAUCCGCAUCAACUUACUCAUAAUUAAUUGUUAAAUUUUAUUGGAAAGGCGAUUUAUGAUUUAUUAUGAUAUGAGAUUUGUUUGUGCAAAUUCUAUUUAACCAUUACUUUAGUGGCAAAAAUGUCUUAAA
Molecule: messenger RNA, 882 nt
Organism: Neltuma alba
Lineage: Eukaryota; Viridiplantae; Streptophyta; Magnoliopsida; Fabales; Fabaceae
Product: 60S ribosomal protein L18a
Exons: 4
Coding region: 47-583 (178 amino acids)
Biological process (GO): translation
Cellular component (GO): ribosome
Molecular function (GO): structural constituent of ribosome
Source: RefSeq, a predicted model, not a curated record